Messenger RNA from Histoplasma capsulatum G186AR, 2598 nucleotides. Its product is annotated as tRNA (cytosine-5-)-methyltransferase NCL1. The transcript is spliced from 4 exons. Bases 1 to 2598 code for a protein of 865 amino acids. The record is from RefSeq and is a predicted model, not a curated record. Gene Ontology annotation, cellular component: cytoplasm; nucleus. Gene Ontology annotation, biological process: tRNA methylation. Lineage: Eukaryota; Fungi; Ascomycota; Eurotiomycetes; Onygenales; Ajellomycetaceae. Gene Ontology annotation, molecular function: tRNA (cytidine-N5)-methyltransferase activity; tRNA binding.
AUGGGCAAACGCAAGAGUAACAAGGGCGGCAGUGGUGUAGGUAAUCACGGCCGUCGACCAGAUUUCUCCACGAUCAUAGUGAAGGAGAAUGAAAAAUAUGAAAACUAUUACAACAGCCUCCAUAUUGUUAAUGAUGACGAAAAGGAUGAUUUUUGGGAGGCUCUCAGACGAAAUUUACCCAACAGCUUCCGAUUCACAGGAUCCAAAAGCCAUGCUCUCGCGGUACAAGAACGCCUGAAGGAUUUUUAUAUUCCUAAUAUUAUCUCCAUCACACAUGAGGGCAACCCUGUCGACCCUCCUCAUCCCGUACCUUGGUACCCGGACCAAUUAGCCUGGUCCAUGACAACUCCCAAAAAUGUGAUCCGCCGGUUCGCACCAUUCGCUUCGUUUCAAAAAUUCCUCGUUGCGGAAACAGCAGUUGGAAACAUCAGCCGUCAAGAGGUAGUGAGCAUGAUUCCUCCGCUGGUACUUGACGUCCGCCCGGGAAUGACGGUGUUAGACAUGUGUGCUGCGCCUGGUAGCAAGUCUGCACAAUUGAUGGAGUUGGUACACGCGGGAGAAGAAGAGAGGAUGGCAGAGAUUGCUAAGCGUCUUGAAACUGCUGCGGAUGCUGAAAGAAGAAAGGGAACCGUAAAUGUGCCUAAGUUGCUUAAUGGCGAAAUGGAAUCAGACGGUAUGGAUGACGAUGGAAGAUCGACAGGCUUGCUUAUUGCAAACGAUAACGAUUACAAGCGCGCCCAUUUACUAAUUCAUCAGAUGAAACGACUCAAUUCUCCAAAUUUAAUUAUUACAAACCAUGAUGCUACGAUGUAUCCUUCAAUUAAGCUGCCAUCGCUGCCCUCCCCAGAAGGUAAACCCAUAAGGAACAGAUACCUCAAGUUUGACCGUAUCUUAGCAGAUGUGCCUUGCUCGGGUGAUGGAACUACUCGCAAAAACGUGAAUGUAUGGAAGGAUUGGAACCCUGCCAAUGCCCUUGGUUUGCACCUAACCCAGUACAGGAUUCUAACUCGAGCUUUGCAAAUGCUAAAAGUGGGAGGAAGGGUGGUAUAUUCAACUUGCAGCAUGAACCCUGUUGAAAACGAAGCGGUGAUUGCGAGUGUCAUUGACCGGUGUGGCGGCCCAAGCAAGGUUCACAUCAUGGAUUGCAGUAACGAGUUGUCUGCCAUGAAAAGGUCGCCGGGUCUGACUACCUGGACCGUUAUGGACAAACAAGGGAGAAUAUGGGCCAACUGGAAAGACGUCGAAGAAGCGGUUUCGGAAGGUGAUGUUACCCUCAACAGAAUAGUGGAGGGCAUGUUUCCUCCUGCAGAAGAGGAAGGCAUCGAUUUAUCCCGAUGCAUGCGCGUGUAUCCCCAUCAGCAAGAUACUGGUGCAUUCUUCAUCGCUGUGCUAGAAAAGAAAAGCGACAUUAAAGCAAGACCAGAGGGUGCUAAAAAGCCUACAUCAACUUCCGCACCUGAACCUACGACGGAAAAUCUAGCCGACCGAGAUGGUACCAAUGCUUCCGUUGAGCUGGCUGGUGUAUCGGAUGAGGCAACUCCCGUAGAAUCACAUGUCGUGCCGGUACCGGUCCCUGUUACUCAGAGCUUGGCUAAACGGGCAUUUGAAGUGUCAAGUGAAGAUCUUGCAAACAAACGACAAAAGGUGGAGGAGAGUCACCUUACGGUUCCUUCAGCUCCUUCUGUUGAGGAAGUCCCUGAGCUACAAACCAAGCAAGAGGCAGCAGUCCCACCAAUUUCAGAAGAAUCACAACCGCAUGUAUAUGCUGAACAGAAACCUACUGUAUCGACAGCAACCGCUUUCUCCGCAAAACGCCGACCUGGCCAGCCAGUGGAAGAGCCAUUCAAGUAUCUAGAUCCCAAGAGCGAAGAGUUUGAUCAGAUAUUCAGCUUUUAUGACAUAUCACCACAAUUCCCGAGAGAUCGUUUCAUGGUUCGGAAUUUCCAGGGUCGCCCAGCUAAGACGAUCUAUUAUACGAGCACCCUAGCUCGUGAUAUCCUUACUGCUAACGAAGGGGCUGGAAUAAAGUUUGUACAUGCCGGCGUCAAAAUGUUUGUUAAGCAAGAUGUGCAACGACAAGAUGUCUGCCCAUGGCGUAUCCAAACUGAUGGACUUGCGAUUCUUGAAUCCUGGGUUGGACCGCGCCGUGUGGUUAAAAUAUAUCAGAAGGAGACAUUGCGAAAGCUCCUUAUUGAAAUGUUUCCCAAAGUAAACGAUAAUGGGUGGAAGCAAUUAGGAGAAAUCGGUGAAUGGGCGAGGGAUAUUGACAUGGGAUGCUGUGUUCUAAGAAUCGAGCCCACAGACAAUGAAGAUGGCUUCCGGGAACGUAUGGUUCUCCCGCUAUGGAGAAGUAUGUACUCGCUGAACUUGAUGCUGCCUAAAGAGGAACGGCGCGCGAUGUUACUGCGAUUAUACGAUGAUGAGACACCUUUGGUGAAUACGACAAACAAACGCAAAGAGGCGGCUGCUGCAAACCCCGAUCAAACAUCCGAUGCGUCGGAUGCAGUUGCAAAUGGCCAAUAUGAGAACUCCGCUGAUGUGCCAACCCAAGAGGAUGAUACAGAAGCUCCUUUACCAGUAGAGGAAAACAAAAGUUGA